AGUUGGCUUACAGAAGUUUAUUCGUUUUGCAGUCUGUUGCAGUUUUUGUUGUUGUUGUUGUUGUUGUUGUUGUUGUUUUUAGAAAAGUCGAGUAUAUUUAGAUUUAGAUUAGCGUUCCACUUGCGGUUUAACGAGUCCUGCAGCAGCGUUUCCUUCUGACUGCACUGAGUUUUACUCAUUUAAAAGAAAUGCUUUCGACUUUGUCUUCCACGAAAGUGUCCGGCAGUUCACAGUGUAUCAGGGUUGGGAAAUAUGUCUUACAUGAGAAAAUAGCGGAAAACGUGUUUAAAGCUGCCAACGUGCACAGCGGCAAACAUCUGUUCUGUAAGGUUUUCCCCAUUAGUAGAUAUUCCCAGUCCCUAGCUGUGUACUUUCACCUUCCUGUUCAUCCCAACCUAAACCAUCCAUCUGAAAUUAUCCUUGGACACUCUACAGCCUAUGCAUUCUUUGAACAUAUGUAUGGCCAUUUGUACAGAUAUGUUCAGUUCUCAAAAGCCUUGUGUGAAGAUGAAGCCCUGAGCCUGUUUCAUCAGGUGGUCUCUGUUGUGGCACAUUGUCAUAAUAACGGUGUGGUUCUCCAUAGUCUGAAUCUGAAGAAUUUUUCCUUUAAAAAUGUUGAGAGAACCCAGCUGACACUGUGCACCCUUGAAGAUGCAUUUAUUUUAGAGAAGGAUGAUUUUGUAUCAGGCAAGCACACUUGUCCAGUCUAUAUAAGUCCAGAGAGCCUACAGCCUGAGAGUACAUUCUCGGGAAAAGCAUCCGAUGUGUGGACUCUUGGAGUUAUAUUGUAUACUCUUCUGGUUGGGUCAUAUCCGUUCAUUCACUCAAACCUCAAUGGUCUGUACAGAAAAAUCCAGAAGUGCAAAUUUAAUUUCCCAGAGAUGCUCUCACCUAAAGCCAAGUGUCUCAUUUGUAGUAUCCUUCGAUCAGACCCUUCAGAGCGACUAACAGCAGAUGAAAUCUUGUCCCAUCCUUGGUUUUCCUCUAGUGGUUACUCUCAAUAUAUGUGGAGGAAGAUGUUCUACAGAGAGGAAGAUCAAACAGUUCCAUCUUUAAAGCAAAUUACCAUAAACUGAUUUUUGGAUGUGGCUAUACAUCAGCACAGAUGAUACAUGCACAUCUGAAACUGCCUUUAUUGGUCUAUAGAGGAGACCCUUAGUGUAUAUAUAUUUCUUGUUAGUUAAUAAUUUAGGUGAAAUUUAUCUCUAUUCAUAUCUAAAUGCUUAUAUUGUUGUACAUAUACUACGUUUGUCAUUUUUAUGUAUGCAUAUACUGACUAUAGAUUUAUCCAGUGGUAUUCACAAUUUAUCAGACACGCUUCAUGAAUAUAAAGAAGCCAGCAGAGGAAUUCUCACCAGAUUUUAUUUGUCUGCUCUAUUAUUGUUCUCAGCACAGCAGUGACAGUGACAUGAUGUGUGUUGGACUGAUAUAAGUUGCAACAGUGUAUACAUUUUACUA
This is a messenger RNA of Silurus meridionalis, 1458 nucleotides long. Its product is annotated as tribbles homolog 2-like. Gene Ontology annotation, biological process: protein phosphorylation; positive regulation of proteasomal ubiquitin-dependent protein catabolic process; regulation of MAP kinase activity. The record is from RefSeq and is a predicted model, not a curated record. Gene Ontology annotation, molecular function: protein kinase activity; mitogen-activated protein kinase kinase binding; ATP binding. The coding region runs from base 189 to 1076 and encodes 295 amino acids. Lineage: Eukaryota; Metazoa; Chordata; Actinopteri; Siluriformes; Siluridae. The transcript is spliced from 3 exons. Gene Ontology annotation, cellular component: nucleus.